UUGAAGAUAUGACGAUGGUGGUGGAAAGUUUCUUACACGAAGAGCCGUCGUCGCCCUACGUACGAGUUUUUUAUGCGGCGUCGUUUCUGGCCUUCGUCGCUAUUGCCGUGUCGGAGUUCGCCGGCAACAAUCUCCAGUACGCCAAGUUAUUGAAAUCCGGCCGCCGGAAUCUGAUUCCGAGCAAAGUCGGGAUGCUGAUAUUCUACUUUCCGGCACUGGUUCUGUCGGUUUCUUCGUUCUGGCUGUUUCCCGGCGCCGGAAUUCGUUUUCUGCUCCUCAAAUCGGCUCUCACCAUUCAUUUGCUCAAAAGACUCUUCGAGGUUUUAUUCAUUCACAAAUUUAGCGGUGCUAUGGUUCUAAAUACUGCAAUUCUUGUCUCGAUUUCUUAUAUCAUAUUUUUCGGAGGUAUGAAUUAUUUUCAACACCGAAUUCAAAGAUUUCCGGAACCUUCAAUUGAUCUCAAAUAUGUUGGAGCUUUAUUGUUUGUGGUGGGAAACUACGGUAAUUUUUACCACCAUUAUCUUCUCUCUAAGCUUCGACGGGAGGGCGAAAAAGAAUACAAAAUUCCACAAGGCGGCCUAUUUAAUUUAGUUAUAUGUCCUCAUUAUUUCUGUGAAAUCUUAACUUUCAUCGGAAUUGCAUUUAUCGCACAAACAUUUUUUGCAGUAAUGGGGACUAUAGGAGAUAUUAUAUGUUUAUUUGGGAGGAGUUAUACCACUCGAAAAUGGUAUCUUUCCAAAUUUGAGGACUUUCCAAAUAAUGUAAAAGCUUUGAUUCCGUAUAUCUUUUAGAUGAUCGAACAAGGCAAUACGAUAUUAUGAUUCGUUGUCCUAAAGUAUUUUAUAUUAUGUAAUAGUGCAUCGAGAAUCUUUGCGAUAAUUGUAUUUUCAAAUA
Molecule: messenger RNA, 894 nt
Organism: Andrographis paniculata
Lineage: Eukaryota; Viridiplantae; Streptophyta; Magnoliopsida; Lamiales; Acanthaceae
Exons: 2
Coding region: 9-791 (260 amino acids)
Biological process (GO): lipid metabolic process
Molecular function (GO): oxidoreductase activity, acting on the CH-CH group of donors
Source: RefSeq, a predicted model, not a curated record